This is a messenger RNA of Soboliphyme baturini, 1143 nucleotides long. The record is from the annotation of a GenBank genome assembly. Lineage: Eukaryota; Metazoa; Nematoda; Enoplea; Dioctophymatida; Soboliphymatidae.
AUGGUUGUUCGCUAUCGACCUAUUAAGCAAUGGGGCCGCUACAACACCAAACUGUUCAAAACGAUGUACGCAGCACGGCUGAAGAAAACGUUUACAAAAUUUAUGCUUCCCAAGGCUGUCGAGACACUCGGGAUCAGGGUCGAAGAUCCGAACCAUCCGGACUUUCCUCGCAAGACGACGCCGGACGUGUGCCAGAUUAAUCACCCGGCUUGGGCGCGGCCACCUGCCGAAACCGAUCACCCGUUGUAUAAAGAGACACCUUGCCUCAGGUUUGAUGGCACUGAGUCUUUGGCAGAAGGUGCUGACCAACUACCAAAUUUCCUUCUGUGUGAAAUUGAUUUAGGCUACAAGGAGGCGCUCUCCCUCACCAAGGCCGUUGGCAGGCAAGGCCUGCCGAACGAGCUGUUGAAACGGGCAAACGACGUCCCCAUAGCUGAUUUGGAGACGUUGUUGUGUCGGUUCAUCAUGCAAGCCCACCAAUGGGACUCCACGUUGGAGAAGUUGCCACGACGACGAGAUCCCGUCUACUGGUGGUUCGUCUUUCCGCGGUACUGGGGUAUUCCCUUGUCAAGGAAAAAGUAUGCAUCUUUAUUUCAUGAUUUUCAGGGAUCAGAUAUAUUUAACUUCACUCAAACGCCUCACAUGAUCAUUCGCGCUCCAGAACCAUUGAAAGCUGUAUGCCGUUCACAGCUGAUCACCGAAACCGAGGCUGAGAGCGUGCCAGACAUUUAUCCUAUAGACGGCAGGAUCGACCUGAUCAAAGAUCAUAUCUACAACGAAGAAACCUUACUACCUCCUGAGUUGCCCUCGUCGCCGCUGUCGAUGCACACGUUGUUGAUUAACAAAGACAAGGAUUACUAUCAUCCAUGGACGGCAUCGGAAACCACAGGAAAUGCUAUCUUGUGCUGUUUUACUGCCGUUAUGGUAGCGGCGAAACAGAAAUACGGUAAUUACAAAGGGGUUUUGCCGGUCCCCAUCGUGACCCAGUGUAUCCAAUGUUGCGAUAAUGUCCUAGAUUUCGUGAUUUUUCAACUGAACACCACCGAUUUUUCCGAUGACAAGGGGAUAAAAAAUAUUGUAUAUUUCGACGGAAGUGAGAAGUCACCAUUAUCGAAGAUAAAAUUUAACAUAUUUGUAAUUUAG